ACCGCGCAGGCGCCGCUUCCGGGCCAACAUGGCGGCCGCAUUGCUGCUGCUGCGCGCCCUCCGCCCGGGCCCGGCCGCGGGGUCCGGGCCACUGCGGAGCCCCUGCUCGGGCUGGAGCCUAAGCCUCUCCUUCGGGGCCGGAAGGAGGUGCCGGCACUUCGUCCACAGGCCUGCGAUCCGGCUCCUGGGGGCCGGAGGCCGCGCCAAGCAGAGUUUGCAGCUGUGCCUGCCGACCCCAACUGCUGAAGGGUUCAGUGGAUUGUUGUGGAAACAGCAUCUAGUCCAGAAUCCAGUCAGACUCUGGAAACUCUUAGGUGGCAGUUACUAUUUUAACACCUCCAGGAUGAAGCAGAAGACUAAGGACAAUGAUAAAUCUAAGGGGAGGACCCCUGAAGAUGAUGAAGAGGAGAGGAGACGCAAGGAGAGAGAGGACCAGAUGUACCGCGAGCGGCUGCGCACCUUGUUUGUCAUCGCCGUGAUCAUGAGCCUGCUGAACGCGCUCAGCACCAGCGGGGGCAGCAUUUCCUGGAACGACUUUGUGCACGAGAUGCUGGCCAAGGGCGAGGUGCAGCGCGUGCAGGUGGUGCCUGAGAGCGACGUGGUGGAGGUCUACCUGCACCCCGGAGCUGUGGUGUUCGGGCGGCCUCGGCUGGCCUUGAUGUACCGGAUGCAGGUGGCAAACAUCGACAGGUUUGAGGAGAAGCUCCGAGCUGCUGAAGACGCCCUGAAUAUUGAAGGCAAGGACAGGAUCCCGGUUUCCUAUAAGCGGACAGGAUUCUUUGGAAAUGCCCUCUACGCCUUGGGGAUGACCGCAGUGGGCCUGGCCAUCCUGUGGUACGUGUUCCGUCUGGCUGGAAUGACGGGAAGGGAAGGAGGACUCAGUGCUUUUAAUCAGCUUAAAAUGGCCCGUUUCACAAUUGUGGAUGGCAAGAUGGGGAAAGGAGUCAGCUUCAAAGAUGUAGCAGGAAUGCACGAAGCCAAACUGGAAGUCAAAGAGUUUGUGGAUUAUCUGAAGAGCCCAGAGCGCUUCCUUCAGCUUGGCGCCAAAGUCCCAAAAGGUGCACUCUUGCUCGGGCCCCCCGGCUGUGGGAAGACACUUCUGGCCAAGGCGGUGGCAACAGAAGCCCAGGUGCCAUUCUUGGCGAUGGCCGGUCCGGAGUUCGUGGAGGUCAUUGGAGGCCUUGGCGCUGCCCGCGUGCGGAGCCUCUUCAAGGAAGCCCGGGCCCGGGCUCCCUGCAUCGUCUACAUUGACGAGAUCGACGCUGUGGGCAAGAAGCGCUCCACCACCAUGUCUGGCUUCUCCAACACAGAGGAAGAGCAGACGCUCAACCAGCUUCUGGUGGAAAUGGACGGAAUGGGCACCACCGACCAUGUCAUUGUCCUGGCAUCUACCAACCGAGCUGACAUCUUGGACAACGCUCUGCUGAGGCCUGGCCGACUGGAUCGACACGUCUUCAUUGACCUUCCCACGCUGCAGGAAAGGCGGGAGAUUUUUGAGCAGCACCUGAAGAGCCUGAAGCUGACCCAGGCCAGCAGCUUUUACUCACAGCGUCUGGCAGAGCUCACGCCGGGGUUCAGCGGUGCUGACAUCGCCAACAUCUGUAACGAGGCCGCGCUGCACGCCGCACGGGAAGGGCACACGUCCGUCCACACGUUUAACUUCGAGUACGCUGUGGAACGGGUCAUUGCUGGGACUGCCAAAAAGAGCAAGAUCCUGUCAAAGGAAGAACAGAAGGUGGUUGCGUUUCAUGAAUCGGGCCAUGCCCUGGUCGGCUGGUUGCUGGAGCAUACCGAGGCCGUCAUGAAGGUAGGGUGUCCGCGUCAGGUGGGUCUGGGGUCUCGGUGGCUGUAAGCCCAACUCACCCUUGAACAAAGCUGACUUUGGAAGCACCGUGUGUG
Messenger RNA from Leptonychotes weddellii (Weddell seal), 1899 nucleotides. NCBI's taxonomy places the organism in Eukaryota, Metazoa, Chordata, Mammalia, Carnivora, Phocidae. The record is from RefSeq and is a predicted model, not a curated record.